Messenger RNA from Cotesia congregata, 336 nucleotides. Lineage: Eukaryota; Metazoa; Arthropoda; Insecta; Hymenoptera; Braconidae. The record is from the annotation of a GenBank genome assembly.
AUGGUAGAAAAUGUUACAAGCCUAGAAUUGUCCGGCUUUUUUAUUAAUAGUGGCGUCAAUAUUACUUACGCUUGUGUUGAAGUAUUUAGUGAAAAUACAUUAACACCUCUGGAAGUUGCUAUCAAUAACAAAAAUAGUGAAGUGGUUAAGUCACUUUUGGCAUUUGGGGCAUCAAUUAAUUUCAUUAAUACGAUCAAUAUCACGGCGUCAGAGUUUAAUACCAAAGUGGAUUUCCGGAAUGUGAUUAGAGUUAUCAAAGAACAUGUCUUGAGAUGUUAUGAAGUCGACUUAUAUGUUUGUGGCAGUAAUAUUGAUUCUGUGAGCCAAGAUAAAUAG